AAUUUCUAUAAAAAUUUUCUUCUUGAGCCACGGUUUAAAAACUAAUUUUUUGGAAUUAGUGAGAAAUAAAAUUUCAAAGGCCUAUUGUGAAAAUAUUGUGAUUAAAAAAUUGAAAAUUGGGAAUCACGUUUAAUGAAAACUGCGGCUUGAGCCAGUCUACCAUCAGAAUUUUCCAAUUACUAGCCAACGUCAGCAUAUUUCGAGUGUCUGGAAAAACCAUUAGCCAGCGAAAUUAACCAGAAAGUCUUAAUUAAAGUGCCAAAAUGGAACUUACAACAAAAACCCCACAUCAUUCUUUGAUUUUAACACUGAAAAUUGUGCUUGAAAGUGCAUAUGGUGGAGCGACAAGACAGAACAAAGAAAACCAUAGAAAAUGGUGCUCCAAGGGGCAAAGCAGCGACUAGCAGCAAAAACUUGAAUACGUGCGUGCUGAGUAUGUAGCAUGAAGCAAGCGCACUGCCUGCAGUCGCAGCGCAGCCAGCGCCAACUUUUCUCUACAUGCAACUGCAUUUUGUACGUAUACAAAGAAAACGGGUCUUUGUUCUGCAUGACGAGGCGCAAAUCGAUGGCCAGCAACAACUACAUACAGAUCAUGGAGAAGGAUAAGACAUUAGUCAGUCAAGCCUGCUUUGCCAUAAGAGAGCUACGGAAUGGAAUAUUAUAAGAGAUUUUACAAAUCGAAGCUUAAAUGGCUGAUAAACUAUUGACUGUUGACGAUUCGUGAGCUGGGGCUGGCAGGACUUGGUAUUUAUGACUACUAUUCUACUUGCAACAAAGCAUCCAUCGCUAUCGAUCCACCAAAACCACAAACAGCCACUAAAUAUAUACUAAGUAUAUCCCAGGCAGCGUAAAAGCGUAUCAUGCUAAAUAUCACAUUAUCUAUCUACAAUAUCUGUAUAUUUGUAUCCAUUUAGAGCGUAAGUGUAUUUGCAGGUCCAUCAUCACAAAACCAAACCAAACCAAACUACAACAAAUCAACGCAACGCUAAUCAAUACUUUCUCUAUAUGCCAUAUAUAUAUAUAUACUUACAUAUAUUCUUUUGUAUCCGACCAACUCUACAUAUGAUCUUCAACUUACGAAUCGUUCGAUUUGCAGCUCCCAAGUACCAAACAGCCUAUGCCUGCGAGGGCAAGAAACUGACCAUUGAGUGCGAGCAAGGAGAGCUAAUCAAUCUGAUACGGGCCAACUAUGGACGCUUCUCAAUUACCAUAUGCAACGAUCAUGGCAACGUGGAAUGGAGUGUUAACUGCAUGUUUCCCAAGUCCCUCACGGUUCUGAAUUCAAGAUGUGCUCACAAGAACAGUUGCAGUGUGCUGGCGGCGACCAGCAUGUUCGGGGACCCCUGUCCCGGCACACACAAAUAUCUCGAGGCACAUUAUCAGUGCGUUUCGGCGGCGCAGACGUCGACCACGACGAACAGACCCAGUCCACCGCCAUGGGUGCUGAACAAUGGGCCGCCAAUCUUUGGCAAUGGCAGCGGUCUGAUACAUCCGACGAAUAUCGGCGGCGGAUCUGGAGGUGCGUCUGCUCCGCCCCGUCUGCCGACGUUGCCUGGCGUGGUGGGAAUCAAUGGAAACGGUGGCAUGUUUAAUGUACCACCACCUGCCACGCAUGCCACGCCGCCGGGCAGCACAGCCACCCUGCCGGGCGGACGUCUCAAGGGAGUAGCGACCUCCACCACUACCACCAAGCAUCCAGCUGGUCGUCGCGAUGGUCUACCGCCGCCGCCACAGCUCCAUCACCAUCACAACCAUCACACAGACGAGACCACGCCCACCAAGCCCAGCGGCAAGGUUCCAGCUGCAAGCAAUGCCACAGCACCCUCAAAUACUCGCAUCCUAACUGGAGUAGGAGGAGGUGGAACUGAUGAUGGAACGCUUCUAACCACAAAGAGCUCUCCCAAUCGGACUCCGGGAACAGCGGCCAGUGGCCCAUCGGUGUCAAGCAACGGAAGCGCUGUACGAACCAUAAAUAACAUCAAUCUAAAUGCUGCUGGCAUGGCCGGAGCCGAUGACGAGACCAAGCUCUUCUGUGGUCCCACCCAUGCCAGGAAUCUCUUCUGGAACAUGACCCGUGUGGGGGAUGUGAAUGUUCAGCCGUGCCCGGGCGGUGCCGCCGGCAUUGCCAAAUGGCGCUGUGUGCUGAUGAAACGAAUGCCAGAUUCAAGCUUCGAUGAGGACGAUGAAGAAAUGGCUGGGACCAGCACCACGACCCCCAUGCCCACCAGUGGCGACUGCCUGCACAAUAGCAGCAGCUGUGAGCCGCCAGUGACCAUGGCCCACAAGGUCAAUCAGCGUCUGCGAAACUUUGAGCCCACCUGGCAUCCACUAACGCCAGAUCUAACGCAGUGUCGCAGCCUGUGGCUAAACAAUCUGGAGAUGCGAGUGAACCAACGAGACUCUUCUCUGAUUUCCAUUGCCAAUGACAUGUCCGAGGUUACGAGCAGCAAAACCCUCUACGGCGGGGACAUGCUGGUCACCACCAAGAUCAUCCAAACCGUGUCCGAGAAAAUGCUGCACGACAAGGAGACUUUCCCCGAUCAGCGGCAGAGGGAGGCUAUGAUCAUGGAACUCCUGCAUUGUGUGGUUAAAACUGGCUCUAACUUGCUGGAUGAGUCGCAGCUGUCUUCGUGGCUGGAUCUCAAUCCUGAGGAUCAAAUGCGUGUGGCCACAUCCCUGCUAACAGGCUUGGAAUACAAUGCCUUCCUUCUGGCCGAUACGAUUAUCAGGGAGCGCAGUGUGGUGCAAAAAGUCAAGAAUAUAUUGCUCUCGGUCCGAGUUUUGGAAACGAAAACAAUCCAAUCCAGCGUGGUCUUCCCGGACUCUGAUCAGUGGCCUAUCAGCUCUGACCGCAUCGAAUUGCCCCGAGCUGCACUCAUUGAGAAUAGCGAAGGCGGCCUGGUGCGUAUUGUAUUUGCCGCCUUUGAUCGCCUGGAGUCCAUACUGAAGCCCAGCUAUGAUCACUUUGACCUGAAGAGCUCUCGCAGCUAUGUGCGCAACACAGCAAUCUUGACCAACGAUAGCGAUGCUAGUGCGGGGGAUUUGCAGCAGCGCUUGCGCAUAUUAAACAGCAAGGUGAUCUCGGCCAGUUUGGGCAAGGGCCGACAUAUACAGCUCUCGCAACCCAUUACCCUGACGCUAAAGCAUUUGAAAACGGAGAAUGUGACCAAUCCCACCUGUGUGUUCUGGAACUAUAUUGAUCAUGCCUGGUCUGCCAACGGUUGCAGUUUGGAGUCAACCAAUCGCACGCACAGCGUCUGCAGCUGCAAUCAUCUAACCAACUUCGCCAUACUCAUGGAUGUGGUGGAUGAGCACCAGCACUCGCUGUUCACAAUGUUCGAUGGGAAUAUGCGCAUCUUUAUCUACAUCAGCAUCGCCAUCUGUGUGGUCUUUAUAGUUAUUGCACUGCUGACAUUGAAGCUUUUCAAUGGGGUAUUUGUCAAGUCUGCACGCACCUCGAUUUAUAUCAACAUUUAUAUUUGCUUGCUGGCCAUUGAGCUGCUCUUUCUACUGGGCAUUGAACAGACCGAAACAAGCAUCUUCUGUGGUUUCAUAACCGUUUUCCUCCACUGUGCCAUACUCUCUGGCACCUCCUGGUUCUGCUACGAAGCCUUCCAUUCGUACUCCACUCUCACUUCGGACGAGCUGCUCCUGGAGGUGGAUCAGACACCGAAAGUGAACUGCUAUUACCUGCUGUCCUAUGGCUUGUCGUUGAGCGUGGUGGCCAUAUCGCUGGUCAUUAAUCCCAGCACUUACACCCAAAACGAUUAUUGCGUCCUUAUGGAGGCCAAUGCUGUGUUCUAUGCCACCUUUGUUGCUCCAGUGCUUAUCUUCUUUAUGGCUGCCAUUGGAUACACCUUCCUCUCCUGGAUUAUCAUGUGCCGCAAGAGUCGGACCGGAUUGAAGACCAAAGAGCACACACGCCUUGCCACUGUUCGCUUCGACAUACGUUGCUCGUUUGUGUUCUUCCUGCUGCUCAGCGCUGUUUGGUGCUCAGCCUAUUUCUAUUUGCGCGGAGCUAAAAUGGAUGAGGACGUGACCGGCAUCUAUGGAUAUAACUUCAUCUGUUUCAACACCCUCUUGGGACUCUAUAUCUUUGUGUUCCAUUGCAUCCAGAAUGAGAAAAUUCGCCGAGAGUAUCGCAAAUAUGUGCGACAGCACGCAUGGCUUCCCAAGUGUCUGCGUUGCUCCAAGACCUCAAUUUCUUCAGGUAUAGUGGCCGGAGGUGGUACUGGACUUGGUGGCACCAACGCUGGAACGCUAUGCAGCGUUUCGACUGCAAAGAAAUCCAAACUACCGUUGGGGACAAAUGAUGACGCCCACGACGAGCAGCAGCAGCAGCAGCAGCAUAUGUCGGCUACCGAAGAUGCCAUCAUGGGCGCCAGUUCCGAUUGUGAGCUCAACGAAGCCCAGCAGAGACGCACAUUAAAGAGCGGACUAAUAACGGGCACCCUGCAGCCAUCUCAGUCUCUUGGCGGUCAUGUAGUGCUGGAAAGAGGAAAUACUUUGCGCUCCACCGGUCAUGCAUCGCCAACGAGCUCGGCAGGAUCAACUCACCUGAUAUUCGCCCACAAGCAGCAGCAGCAACAGCCACCUUUGGGGGAGGCCUAUUACCACCAACCGGACUACUACAGCUGGAAGCAGACGGCUGGCGGGAUGAAGGCCCAAAGGGAGUACUACAACAACGCUGGGGCAGCAACAUCCUCUCCGCAGCAGGCCCAUGAGGUGUUCUACUGGACGCAAAAGCCAAACAGCCAGCAUGGCAAGAAAAAGAGGGGUGGCGUAGGAGCUAUUCCGGCCUCUCCGAGUGGUUCCCUGCACAGCCGGGCCACUGCAGCCUCCCAAGUGCUGUUCUAUCCAUCGUACAAGAAGACCAAGCCAGGACAACAAGCACAUCCGCACUAUGCAGAGGCCCUGGACCCACCACAGCCACCAAACGCUGCUGCCUAUUAUCAACAGCAGCAGCAGCUGCGCCAACAAAGGCAACAACAGCAGCAGCAACUCUCCUCCGAUGAGGAGCAGGCCGAGCAGCAUGCUCAUCUGUUGCACUUGCAGCAUCAGCAACAACAGCAGCAGCAGCGACGAGCUGGUGGCCAGCAACAGCUCCCUGCUCCGCCGCCGCACAUGGCGCAGUAUCAGCAGGAGUUCAUGCAGCGUCAAUAUAGAAAUAAGCAUUCCAACUGUGAUCUGGGCGAUGCCUACUAUAAUCAAGGCAGUGUCGGCGGAGCGGAUGGCGGGCCUGUGUACGAGGAGAUACUCAGUAAUCGCAACUCUGAUGCCCAGCACUACGAAGUGGGUGACUUUGAUGUGGAUGAGGUCUAUAACAACAGCGUGGGCACCGGCGUUUUUAACAACAUGCGUGCGGCAGUGGCUGCUGGCGGUAGUCGCUAUGGUGGCAGUCUAAGUGGAGGUAGUGUCUCAUCCCGAAACCAACAGCAGCAGCAACAUUCGCUGGCGCAGCCAAUAUCUGCGAGACGUUGCACUGCCGACGAGGACGACGACGAGGAUGAGGAUGAUGAAGAGACAACUGCCGCAGAGCAACUGCACGAUGGCGUCUGUGAUGAGGAGGAGGAAGACGAGGAAAGCGAUAUGGAGGAUGAUUCGCACGGGUUACCACCCCAAAGUGCUGAGCGAAUGCGUCGAUUAAUGGCGCUACAGGAUGAGGACUUUAAACGGCGGUUUCAGCGUCAGCAGCGCAAGCAUGGAGCGCCCGUUGAUUAUGGAACGCAACCCCCCGGAACAGCGCAAGCAGUAAUAGAAGGAGCGCACCCAGAACGCAAUGGUGCGGUUUUUGGGGUUAGCGGCGGCGUUGGUGAGGGCUCCAUGCGGGGCGCGCUUAGGCAACAGCAGCAACAGCAUGCCAAGUCACCGAGCGCCCGUUUGGCGGUAAACGAGCUAUUUGGUCACGGCAACGCCGGACCACCGCUGCCACCUGCCAAUCAGACGCCUGCACAGAAGCGGCAACAGCUUCAGAAACUAUCACCGCAGUCCACAACAUCAUCGUCGUCGCAUACAUCACACAGUAACCCCCAUUCGCAUCCCCCUCACCAUCAACAGCGUCAUCUAUCGGCCAUGCUGGAUGAGAACAACACGGUGCGCUGCUACCUUGAGCCGCUUGCAAAGUAGGGCAGCGCAGCCACUGGAUACCCGGAACAGUCUUAGGCAAAAAUUGUAGCUUAGGGUCUCUAGCUAUACCUAGUAUUAGUCGUUAGUCGAAAAUAUGGAGCAUUGUGUGAAACAACAUGCUGUCAUACUAUACGUGCAGUGAUUCUAGAAUCCCAAAACUUUAUGAAUGUAUAUGUAAUAACUCAAAUCUAGACGAUAGGCCAACAACAGAAGACACAUAGAAAAACACACGAAGACCAGACCCAACACACGGAGCAAUGCAAGCUUAACCUAAAUAUAGGAGGGACUUGAUUUGUCUGUCCUUCAACUUGCAUGCAUUUUAUACCAACUUCGAAAUCGAUCUAUUAUGAUAUAUAAAUGUAUGUACUAUAUGUAUAAUGUAUUGUAAUACAUGUCACCACAUGCCAUUUUAAGUAGAUUAUCAAUAAUAUUAAACAAAACCCAAAUAUAUAUAUGAAUGUGUAUGUAUAAGAUCUGAGAACUGUAAAUGUACAUUAUCUAUUGAAUGCUGGCGGAUUAUGUUUUAUGUAUUUUGUAAGGAAUCAAUUGUUUAUUUGAUUUGCCGCUGAUUAUUAUCGUAAGAUAUAUAGAUAUAGACACACGCAGGCUUAAGAUUUGUUUCACGUUUCAUUCACCAAAAACAGAAGAAAACGUGCUUUAAGAACUUUCGUUGAAAAGGUCUACUUUUUAAUUUUGUAUCUUUGUAUUAUCCAACUGCCGCUUUACACCUCUGAACCAAAUAUUCCUUCCAAUUACGAAGCAAAUGUUAAGAAACGAUUUUGAGCGGAAUUCUAAUGCCAUUUUUUUGUUGCAUCUGUAUUUCUUUUAUGUUUUAUGCGAUCCAGAGCGAAGCAUUUCAAGUGUACAUUUUCAUCAACAUAGAUGCUUUAAGCACACACACAUGAAGGCAUUUAUUUUGUAUUUUUUUGAAGAGAACUCUUAAUUGCUUUAUUAUUUAUAUAAUACCUAUAUACUGAAAGAUAAAUAAAUCGAAUGCAAUGCUAUGUAAA
This is a messenger RNA of Drosophila miranda, 7136 nucleotides long. RefSeq names its product latrophilin Cirl. Lineage: Eukaryota; Metazoa; Arthropoda; Insecta; Diptera; Drosophilidae. The record is from RefSeq and is a predicted model, not a curated record. The transcript is spliced from 12 exons. Gene Ontology annotation, biological process: cell surface receptor signaling pathway; adenylate cyclase-activating G protein-coupled receptor signaling pathway. Gene Ontology annotation, cellular component: membrane. Gene Ontology annotation, molecular function: carbohydrate binding; G protein-coupled receptor activity. The coding region runs from base 1006 to 6126 and encodes 1706 amino acids.